Molecule: messenger RNA, 2819 nt
Organism: Sus scrofa (pig)
Lineage: Eukaryota; Metazoa; Chordata; Mammalia; Artiodactyla; Suidae
Gene: TMEM25
Product: transmembrane protein 25
Biological process (GO): negative regulation of excitatory postsynaptic potential
Source: RefSeq, a predicted model, not a curated record
AGAAAGGCGGGGCGCGGGCGGGGAUGCUUUGCGACUCCCCCGCCUCUCGGAUCCCCUCCUCUGCGGCCCAAAUCCGGAGGAUGGGGAAAGGGGGAAAAGAGGGUGUAGAUGGGAGAGGGGAUUGGGCAGGAAAGAGCCAGAGUCGGGAGAAGGACGGGAUACGUGUACGCUAGUGUGUGCGCGUGUGUGUGUGUGUGCGCGCGCGCAUAUGUGUGUGAGCUCCUUGUGCAGGCUGCACCAUUGUUAGUUGUUUCUGUGUACCUGCGAGCGCGUGCUUGUUUGUCCCUUGGAGUAAGUGGUUAGUUCUGCGCCCGCAGGGUGAACAGGUACGUGCCAGCUGGGUUUGGAUCUUUGGGCUUGGCCAUUUCCUUCCUUGCCGUCAACCGCUGUGGGUCGGUCUACUUGUGUGUUAGCGUGCAUGGUUUAUUUUUGUUUCUGGGGAGUAAUUUCAUGGAGGAGUUACUAAGCUUGCCUGCUCUCACCUGGCUACUAACAUCGAGGCCCGCCCCCUUCUCUCGGCAGCCUGGGGCCCACACAGGGGCCACCAUGGCGCUGCUUCCCGGGCCAGCAACCCUCCCGCACACACUGCUGCUCCUGCCAGCCCUUCUGAGCCCAGGUUGGGGGGAGUUGGCGCCACAAAUUGAUGGUCAGACCUGGGCUGAGCGGGCACUUCGAGAGAAUGAACGCCAUGCCUUCACCUGCCGGGUGGCAGGGGGGCCUGGCACCCCCCGAUUGGCCUGGUACCUGGAUGGACAGCUACAGGAGGCCAGCUCCUCGAGACUACUGAGCGUGGGUGGGAAGGCCUUCUCCGGAGGCACCAGCACUUUCACUGUCACUGCCCAGAGGGCUCAGCAUGAGCUCAACUGCUCCCUGCAGGACCCAAGCAGUGGCCGGUCAGCCAACGCUUCCGUCAUCCUCAAUGUACAAUUUAAGCCGGAGAUUGCCCAGGUUGGGGCCAAGUACCAAGAAGCUCAGGGCCCAGGCCUCCUGGUCGUACUUUUUGCCCUGGUGCGUGCCAACCCGCCUGCCAAUGUGACCUGGAUCGACCAGGAUGGGCCGGUGACUGUCAACGCCUCUGACUUCCUGGUGCUGGAUGCCCAGAACUACCCCUGGCUCACCAACCACACUGUGCAGCUGCAGCUCCGAAGCCUGCCACACAACCUCUCGGUGGUAGCCACCAAUGAUGUGGGUGUCACCAGUGCCUCGCUUCCAGCCCCGGGGCUCCUGGCCACCCGGGUGGAAGUGCCACUGCUGGGCAUCGUUGUGGCUGGAGGACUUGCCCUGGGCACACUGGUGGGGUUCAGCACCUUGGUGGCCUGCCUGGUCUGCAGGAAAGAGAAGAAGACCAAAGGCCCGUCCCGGCGCCCAUCUCUGAUCUCUAGCGACUCCAACAACCUGAAACUCAACAACGUGCGUCUGCCCCGGGAGAACAUGUCCCUCCCGUCCAACCUGCAGCUCAACGACCUCACUCCGGAUUCCAGAGGGAAGCCAGUGGACCAGCAGACUGCACAGAACAACAGCCGGCCAGAACUGCUGGACCCAGAGCCUGGAGGUCUGCUUACCAGCCGAGGUUUCAUCCGUCUCCCGAUGCUGGGCUACAUUUAUCGGGUGUCCAGUGUGAGCAGUGAUGAGAUCUGGCUCUGAGCUGAGGCUGAGACCAGCUCCUCCUUGGCCCCUGGGCACCCUCCCCAUCCUCCUCCAAGGCAUCCUCUGCCUGGCCACAUUGCCGACGGAAAGAGGCCAUGCCACUGCCACUUUUGCUUGCCCUCUGGAGCACAGGUAUCCUUGGCGAGGCUCUUAGCUGGACCUAAGCCCUUGCCCCAGCUCCCGUUGGGGGCCUGCAUGAUUGCCUGUGCCCAGGCGGACUGAGUGCUUAGUCCAGGUGUGCCUGAGGUCAUUCAGCAUCUAGGUGUGGCCUGGCUCUGCUGGCUUGGGUCUGCUGUGCCCCACACCUCAGCACUUUGUACAGCAGGCAUGGAGCACGCCUGGUUGGGAGGACCCUGCACGUCUUGGAUUUCCUUUCCAUGCUAUGCAGCUUUGUUCCCUCAGGGAGAAUGUAAGACCCUGCUAGCUGUAGAGAACCAGUCCCCAGCUGGGGGCACUGGCCAAGCACACAGCAGUCCCUUCUGCGGCAUACCUCGCUGCCCCCUCGACCCCCGCCUCUUCUUGGGUAUCGAGUUAUGCCUUGGACCCGCUCCACUUCUCCACUGGGGCACUAGACUCCCCACUGACCUGACGCCAGGGGUGCCAGCGCCUGGUGUUAGCACAAGUCAGGAGAAGAGUGGGAGGUGAGAAGUCUGGUGCAUCCAGGACCAUGUGUAGCUAUGCAUUGUUUUCUUAGUGUUAGCACUUUAAGCACAACUCCUGAGGAGGGGGUGAGCAAGGGCUCCAGGGCCCCAUCCGUGACUUUCCCAAGUCUGGCCUUUUCAUGAUUCACUGUGAGUGCCCUGAGCCCCCGGGGUUGAUGGUUUCCCACUCACGAUGUCUCUCCCACCGCUUGGGAUCCCAGCCCUGAGCAGCCCUGGACUGGCCCCUCGGCAGGAAGCUUCCUAUCCCACCCUCAGUUCUUUAGGGGAUGGUCAUAGUGGCUCAUAACUGGACAGUGCCAGAAACCUUAGGGGACAUGGAAAAAGGAGGGAGACCACGUAUCCCAAAACAAGCUAAGAACACUUUUGAAAAGCAACAAGGAAAAGAGUGCAAACCAGUAGAGUGCAAAAUAUAUUUUUCCCUUGUUGAUACCUUGUUUUGUGAUUUUUCUCAUUUUACUGCCUAGGACAGUGCCGAGCACACAAUAGAUUCAAUAAACUUGACUGAGUGAA